AUGUUGGAUGAUUUGGGUGUCAAAGGGCUGCAAGAUUUGGAUGUGUCUUUCCUAUAUGACUUUACGGACAACUUGAAACAGUAUCCCAACCAUGUCUUCCGCCGAGUUGACGCUUUCCCUCAUGAGCGCUCCUACUUCGUCCUGGAUUCGCCACACACACCAUCACCGCAGUGGCUGUCUGCUCCACACUGUAUGUCCGUGCGUUUGUUGUUUGAUGAACAUCUCCGCGUUCGGACUUCAGAAGUUUCUGCACCAUUCUUUCUCAAUCGCCCCCCUUUUCUUCCUUUAACCCUUUUAAAUGACGCAUAA
This is a messenger RNA of Trypanosoma brucei brucei TREU927, 309 nucleotides long. RefSeq lists its product as hypothetical. The transcript has a single exon. NCBI's taxonomy places the organism in Eukaryota, Euglenozoa, Kinetoplastea, Trypanosomatida, Trypanosomatidae. The record is from RefSeq and is a predicted model, not a curated record. Bases 1 to 309 code for a protein of 102 amino acids.